AAAAUUUUCACCAUUACUUUUUGUGGGUUUGGAGAAGUAGCCAUAUUUGAUAGAUUUUUGAUUUCAGGGAGAUUUCAAAAGUUAUUUGGGUAUAUUGUGAAUUGAUACCAUCAUGACUUUGUUAAUCUUUAGAUUUGUUUGUUCACAUUAUGCUGUGGUGGUGAUAACUUGAGUUGAUUUAGCUGAGAAACGUUAUCAUUCAGGCAGUGCAGUUCAUUCUACUCUCCCACCAAGAAAAAAUGAUAAUAAUUCUAAACAUGCUCUCGAGAGAAAGGAUGAUAUAAUUUGAACCAAGUUGGAAAUGGCUUCACCGAAUGAUGAAGAUCCUAGUAGUAAUAAAGGCAGAAUGUGGGCUGUACAUCAGGAGUUUGAUCAACCGAUGGAUAAUGAUGCUGGGAGGCUUAAGAAUAGAUAUGAUAACAAGGUUUCAGCUUUAGUCCUGCUGCAGCUUGCAUUCCAAAGCCUUGGAGUGGUUUAUGGAGACUUGGGGACAUCUCCUUUGUAUGUUUUCUAUAAUACAUUUCCUGAUGAGAUUAAGGAUCCUGAGGAAGUGAUUGGAGCUCUCUCAUUGAUUAUAUAUUCCCUUACUCUCAUACCACUUCUCAAGUAUGUCCUUAUUGUUUGUAGAGCCAAUGAUAAUGGUCAAGGAGGAACGUUUGCUCUUUACUCUUUACUCUGUAGACAUGCAAACAUAAAGACUAUCCCUAACCAAGAUCGAACUGAUGAGGAGCUAACAACUUAUAGGCAUUGCACAUUCUAUGAAAAAUCAGUUGCUGCAAAGACAAAGAAGUGGCUGGAGAAAAAUGCAUUUAGGAAGAAUGCACUUCUUAUUCUUGUACUUGUUGGCUCUUGCAUGGUGAUUGGAGAUGGGAUUCUCACUCCUGCAAUUUCAGUUUUAUCGGCCGUGAAAGGAAUCAAAAUGGAGCAUUCUGAGAUUAGUGAUGAUUUGGUGGUCAUUAUUGCAGUCGCAAUAUUAGUGAUUUUGUUCAGUGUGCAAUACCAUGGCAUAGACAAAUUCAGUUGGCUCUUUGCUCCAAUUGUGUUCCUGUGGUUCCUUCUAAUUGGAGGCAUUGGCAUAUUCAAUAUUUGCAAAUAUGAUAGGAAUGCUUUAAAAGCCUUCUCACCUCUAUAUAUAUAUUGGUACCUGAAGAAAGGGAGAGGAGGUGGUUGGACCUCCCUUGGAGGUGUUAUACUUAGUAUAACAGGAACAGAAGCCCUUUUUGCAGAUUUAUCCCACUUUUCAGUCUCAGCCAUUCAAAUUGCUUUUACAGUUGUAGUAUUUCCUAGCCUUCUAUUGGCUUAUACUGGACAAGCUGCCUACCUAAUGAAAAACAAAGAGAAUGUACUUGACGCAUUUUAUCUAUCUAUUCCAGAAACCAUAUACUGGCCAGUGCUUGUAGUUGCAACUUGUGCUGCUGUUGUUGCUAGCCAAGCCACUAUAUCUGCAACCUUUUCAUUAAUCAAGCAGGCCCUCGCAGUUGACUGUUUUCCAAGAGUUAAAGUUGUUCACACGUCCAAGAAAUUACAAGGCCAAAUAUAUAUUCCAGAUAUUAAUUGGGUCCUUAUGAUUCUCUGCAUUGCUGUGACUGUUGGAUUCAAAAACCAAAUCCAAAUUGGAAAUGCUUCUGGAGCUGCAGUUAUCAUUGUCAUGCUGGUGACAACAUUCCUUAUGGUUCUAGUGAUGCUCCUAGUAUGGCGCUGCCAUUGGAUCCUUGUCCUGAUCUUCACGAGCCUAUCUAUUGUCGUGGAAGGCACUUACUUUGUUGCUGUGCUUUUCAAGAUCAACCAAGGUGGUUGGGUUCCUCUUGUCAUCGCAGCAAGUUUCUUCAUAAUCAUGUCUUUAUGGCAAUAUGGCAGUGCAAAACGCUACGAAUUUGAAAUGCAGAGUAAGGUUUCCAUGGCAUGGAUUCUGGGACUUGGCCCUAGUUUAGGGCUAGUAAGGGUGCCUGGCAUUGGACUUAUGUACACAGAGCUAGCCCACGGGGUGCCUCACAUCUUUGCCCACUUCAUCACCAACCUGCCAGCCAUCCAUUCUGUUGUUAUCUUCGUCUGCGUCAAGCAUCUCCCUGUGUACACAGUUCCAGAAGAAGAAAGGUUUCUGGUGAAGCGAAUCGGACCCAGGGAUUUCCAUAUGUUCCGCUGUGUUGCAAGAUAUGGCUACAAGGACCUCCAUAAAAGGGACGAUGAGUUUGAGAACAAGCUGUUCGAGACCCUUUUCGCAUUUGUCCGGCUUGAUUCCAUGAUGGAUUACUGUUCUGAUUCCGAUGCGUACAGUUCAUGUGAUCAGGAGCAGAUUGAGCAGCCAAAAGAUGGCCAUACUGAUGAAAUUUCCUCUGUCGGGGAGCCCGCAAGUGGUUCACCGGUGGAAGCAAAACAAAUGGAGAAUGAUGAGUUGACACUUCUCAGGAAUUGCAGAGAUGCUGGGGUGGUGCAUAUACUAGGAAAUACAGUAGUUCUAGCAAGGAAAUCUUCAGUGUUGUACAAGAAAUUAGCAAUUAAUUAUGGGUAUUCUUUUUUGAGGAAGCUGUGUAGAGAAAACAGCAUGAUUUUAAAUGUUCCUCAUGAAAGUCUUUUGAAUGUUGGACAAGUUAUUUAUGUAUAAUACAAAGUACAUUCAAUUC
Molecule: messenger RNA, 2621 nt
Organism: Ricinus communis (castor bean)
Lineage: Eukaryota; Viridiplantae; Streptophyta; Magnoliopsida; Malpighiales; Euphorbiaceae
Product: potassium transporter 10-like
Exons: 9
Coding region: 302-2602 (766 amino acids)
Biological process (GO): potassium ion transmembrane transport
Cellular component (GO): membrane
Molecular function (GO): potassium ion transmembrane transporter activity
Source: RefSeq, a predicted model, not a curated record